AAAACAUUUUGAUGAAUUGAAUAUUUGGUGUUGCUACUUAGUAUACCAGAAAUGAACAAUCUUAGCUCUAAGUUUAAGUUGUAGCAACAUUAAGGGUCAAUAGCUGUCACCGUGACGUUUAAGAAUUUUCACUUCCACUUGAGAUUCAAUCAUUUGUUUUUGCAAAAACUUGCAAAUUUCGAUAAAUUGAACUUUUAUUGACCAAAAAAUUAUUCAGGAUGAGUAGCGAGUUUGUCUGGGCUAUCAAAAACGGCGACUUAGAACAAGUUAAGGAUAUUAUUGAAAAACAAACCAUAGAUGUCAACCAAGAUGUAGAUGGAAGACCACUUAUAUUAUAUGCUGCUGACUAUGGCCAAAAAGCUGUGAUAGAAUACUUAAUUUCCCAGGGAGCAGAUAUUAAUGCCAAAGACAAACAUGGAAUAACACCAGUUUUAGCAGCAAUAUGGGAAGGACAUAAAGCUUGUGUGGAACUUUUGCUUUUAAAGGGAGCUAAAACAGAUGGGGUUGCUCCUGAUGGUAAAUCGUACAUGGAAUCCGCUGAGAGCAACGAAAUUAGACAACUACUGUCGUGUGCCAAAUAAAAUUGUCUUAUGAAAUAUUUGCUAGACGUGCUGAAAUAUAGCACUUGUUUGGCAAAUUCCUGCAUGGUGUGAUCUUAUGGAGGUUGUCAUUUGUAUCUGUAAUAAACAAUUUAUCCAAAGUUUAAAUUAUGCUAACAUUUAGAAUGGGCAUUUUUUAGUACUGAAACUUAUAAUAUGCUUUAGUUAUAAUAAUAAUCUUUUAUUUUUUUCAUCAGCCUAAUUUACAAUAAUCAAACUGCCUAAUUAUAAUAAAAAAGCAUUAAGUAUUUUGUUUAGAUCUCUUAAUUUUUUUGUUAAUUUUAAACUGUAUUUAAUACAAUGAAAUGUGCUGUCCCAAAAACUGUGGAAGAAAUUCAGUGUGAGAUAAAAGUAUUUUUAAAGUAGUAUAUUGAGCUACAAUAGGAAUAGGACUUUUUUAGUCAUGUGCUUAUAUAAUAAAUUAUGUUUAGGCAUAUGCUAUUUUAUUUUAUUAUAUUAUUGAACUGAACUUGUCCAUUUAUUUAUUAUUAAUUAUAAUAAACACAUUUUCUUAUAAAUAUAA
This is a messenger RNA of Anthonomus grandis grandis, 1122 nucleotides long. Its product is annotated as myotrophin. Gene Ontology annotation, molecular function: protein binding. Lineage: Eukaryota; Metazoa; Arthropoda; Insecta; Coleoptera; Curculionidae. The coding region runs from base 219 to 581 and encodes 120 amino acids. Gene Ontology annotation, biological process: regulation of barbed-end actin filament capping. Gene Ontology annotation, cellular component: nucleus; cytoplasm. The transcript is spliced from 3 exons. The record is from RefSeq and is a predicted model, not a curated record.